AUGAAUUCAUUGCAUCUCUGUGUGGUCAAACAUGAGUUACUGAUUAGUGGCUUGGCAGAGAUAGUCGUUUGGAAGAGAUACAGUGACUUUAAGAAACUGCACAAAGAUCUCUGGCAAAUUCAUAAAAACCUAUGCAGACAUACAGAACUCUUUCCACCUUUUGCCAAAGCCAUAGUAUUUGGGCGAUUUGAUGAAACUGUGAUUGAAGAAAGAAGGCAGUGUGCUGAAGAUCUGUUGCAGUUUUCUGCCAAUAUCCCUGCUCUCUAUAACAGCAAACAGCUUGAAGAGUUUUUUAAGGGUGGAGAGGUGCAUGAUGGGUCUGAACUGAUUGGUCCUGUUGAGCCGCUGUCUGACUCUCUGACGGACAACCUGUCUGACUGCAGCUCUGAAGUUCGAAAGGAUUUAAGUGGGCUUGAUGAUGUGACACUUACAAGCCAAUCAGAAUGUGGAGGCUUCUCCAGUGACAGUGACCUGAUCUCUCUGACAGUUGAUGUAGACUCUCUUGCCGAGUUAGAUGAUGGAAUGGCAUCCAACCAAAGUUCUCCCAGUAGAGCUGUUGGCCUUUCCCUUACUUCUGAACCCCCAGUACAAAGCACAGUGGCACCUGAGCAGGAGUGGAGCAAACCUGAAGGAGAGAGGGAAAGCCAUAGUCUGUUUACUGGAGGCUUAAAACCCAAGCCUGGCAAACAAGAUUACUUGGAGAAAGCAGGCGAGUUGAUAAAACUGGCCUUGAAGAAGGAGGAGGAAGAAGAUUAUGAAACUGCCUUCAGCUUUUAUAGAAAGGGGGUUGAUCUGCUUCUGGAAGGUGUUCAAGGUGAAUCAAGUCCAACUCGUCGAGAAGCAGUGAAAAGGAAGACUGCAGAAUACCUUAUGCGUGCAGAAAAAAUUUCUAGUUUCUGCCAUAAACCCUCUGAAGAUGCAUCUGUUUCUAUGCCUCCAGGAUCACUAAGUUCAAGGCCCUCUUGGAACCUAAGGAGCCCUGCCGAGGAACUGAAGGCCUUCAGAGUCCUUGGGGUGAUUGACAAGGUUUUGCUUGUAAUGGACACUAGAACACAGCAAACUUUUGUACUGAAGGGUCUAAGGAAAAGUAGUGAGUACAGCAGGAGCAGAACGACCAUCAUCCCCCGCUGUGUGCCCAACAUGGUGUGUCUGCACAAGUACAUCAUCUCCGAGGAGUCUGUCUUUCUUGUGUUACAGCAUGCAGAAGGAGGAAAACUGUGGUCUUAUGUCAGUAAGUUCUUAAACAGAAGUCCUGAGGAGAGCUUUGAAAUUCCUGAACCCAGAACAUCCAGUUCAACUAAAAUUUACCUGGAGCAGCCAACGCCUAGUCCUAAAGAAAUCGGUAGCAGCACUGAUUCCAGAGAAAGCUAUGGGGAGAGCACGCUGAAGGUGGUUCCACUGAAGAGCAGCCUAACACCGAGCUCUCAGGAUGACAGCAGCAACCAGGAAGAUGGCCAAGAGAGUUCGAAGUGGAUGGACUCGGGAUCCAGCUCGGAAGAAGAGUGCACUACUAGUUAUUUAACUUUAUGCAAUGAAUAUGGGCAAGAAAAAAUUGAUUCUGGCUCUCUAAAUGAGGAACCAGUGGUUAAACUGGAGAGCGAAGGUCUAAAUACCAAAGAGGGAAGUUGCUUGCAGAAAUGCAGUGUCAUUGGCAGUGAUGGCUUCACCUCUCAGAUUGCAUCUCAGGAACGAAAGCUUUUCAUUGACGAUGCUGAGUCGGAAAUAGCUAGCCCUACUAGGAUAUUGGACUCAUUAACUAAAUCAAAGAACAGCCCCAUGGAACUCUUCAGGAUAGACAGCAAAGAUAGCACUAGUGAGCUCCUGGGGCUUGAUUUUGGAGAAAAAUUAUAUAAUCUGAAAUCAGAGCCUUUGAAGCCAUUGUUUUCUGUCCCAGAUCAGGACAGAAGCUUGGAUGCCCUAGAGAGCAAAAUGGGUGUGAGAGCUCAUGACACCAUAAGCAGGGGUUCAAAUGACUCUGUGCCAGUUAUCUCCUUUAAGGAUGCUGCUUUUGAUGAUGUAAAUAGCAUCGAUGAAGGAAGGCCUGAUCUCCUAAUAAACUUACCUGGUAUGUCAGAUGAAACAGAAGAGGCAGCAGUGUCAAGGACAACAAAGUUUACAAAAACUGAUAGGGACAUGUUGGAAGUAAAGUUAUUAGAAACACCUGAUGUCUUACAAUUAAAUAAUUCUGCAGAGCCAUGUAAAGCAUUUGAUCAAGAGCCAAAUCUUGUGGCACCAGAAGUGGGUGAUCCUUCCCGCAAGGAAGCAAAUGGACAAAGCGGUGUCACUCAGGGAGCUCUUGGGACCCUCUUUACAUCUGACCAAGAGGUAGGUAGUUCAGAAGACGGGGCUCUGUUUCGAGGGCUUGGAGCCUGCUCCUUAAACAUGACAAGCAAAGAAGAAAAUUUGUUUGUUUCCAACCUGCUCUCAGGUGCUCAAGAUGUUAGCUUGGAUGGAGACAUGUUAAGAAAUGAAGCAGUGUUGCUGUUUUCCGAUCAAACUGAAGACUUUGGGAAAGAGGAAACAGACGUGGCUUUGUUACCAGCAGCUGAAAGUAAAAAGACAGCACCAAAGAGGGAAGACACAAUAGCAGUAGCAGGGGAGAAGGAAAUACAUAAAAUUUUUCAGGACCUCGACGAAAGAUUAGCGAUAACCUCCAGGUUUUAUAUCCCAGAGGAUUGCAUUCAAAGAUGGGCAGCUGAAAUGGUUGUAGCCCUUGAUGCUUUACAUAGAGAAGGAAUUGUGUGCCGCGAUUUGAACCCAAACAACAUCUUAUUGAAUGAUAGAGGACACAUUCAGCUAACGUAUUUUAGCAGGUGGAGGGAGGUUGAAGAUUCCUGUGACAACGAUGCCAUAGAGAGAAUGUACUGUGCCCCAG
Molecule: messenger RNA, 2875 nt
Organism: Pelecanus crispus (Dalmatian pelican)
Lineage: Eukaryota; Metazoa; Chordata; Aves; Pelecaniformes; Pelecanidae
Source: RefSeq, a predicted model, not a curated record